UUCUGCUUCCCUCCUCCUCCUCCUCCUCCCUCCGUCAGCUCCGCGAAGAGCGUUUCCGUCCCCGUGCGUUUUCAGAAUGAAAAGGGGCUUCUGCGGGGGGAAGGAAUAGAUGUCAUCUUGAAACGAACGGCGGUGGUGUUGCCGGGUGAUGGAAGGGAUGGUCGUCACCGUGAGGUAGGAAUAUUUUGCUGGGUGCAGAGGAAAAAUAGCGAGGGUAGGGCGGCUGCCGCUACGACUAAAAUGACCUUCUCCGGAGAUGCUGGCCUCCUAUCGGCUCUGCUUCAGCUCCAGCCCUUUCCACAAAACUCAGGCGUCGCCCUUCCCAGCCCGGACCCCAGCAGCCGGUGUCCGAGCUGCCCCGAGCCGCCGCGCUCUGGUACCGAUUCCAUUUGGUUGCGCGUUGGGGAGAGGACCCCCCGCGCACGGCUCUGCUCCCCGGGGCUGUGCAGCUCUCCCGGUGCAACCUCCGGCUGCUGGGGGUCUGCAGAGUCCCGCGGCUGCUUGCUGUGAGGGUGCUCUGCUUCGUCCACGUUCAUGCAUGUGGGGGAUCGGGAGGUUUUAUGACAUCAAUCUGCACCUGUGCACGGCUCCAUCUGCGGUGCUGAGCCACAAGUUCCAUGGUCUGUUCGUAUCUGCGUUUCGAGUGAGGGAUUCCUCCAUACACACCCAACGCUUCGGUUAGCAUACAGACUGUGGCCAAGUAGGAAUGAGACAUAGCAGGAUGGCAAGGGAAGGUAUAUCUAUAAAAGUGAAUCAUCCUAUGAUGUGGAAAGCACAGACUUACAGAACUGAAUUGGAUCAGCUGAAGAAGUGAGAGCAGAGAAACAACAAAUUCAGCACCACUGAAAAGAGUGUCAACAUUAUCUAGCAGCAUCACCACAGCAACCAGAAAAUACAGUUAGAAGACGAGGGCUAGAACAGAGAAGGUGAAAGUGCGGCUCCUUACCUUUGGACAGAAGGCAGCAAAAUAAUUAUGCAGAACAGAAAAGAAUAUUUGAUAGAUCUAGCCAAACUGUGGCAAAGGGAAGUGUCCCUUCAUUAACAGGAAUGUGCCACUGUUUAUGCGCUGUAAAGGGGAGUGCCAUGAGAUCUACUGAAGAGACUAUUUCUGUGGUUGCCUAUCUGCACAUGUUUGCACCCCUGCUGGCACUGAAUUAGGUGGUACAGGCCUCUUGGACCAGUAGGUAUUGGAUUUUUUUCCCCUGUACAAGGUGUACCUGGCACGAGAGCUGAUAGACACCACAGAUCUUUCUCAGAGACACAAAGGAACUGAGACAAUCUCCAGCCUUCCUUUUCUGUAACAGCCUGCUAUACCAUGGGAUGUAGGCAAAGCUCUGAGGAGAAAGAGGCAGCGCGGCGGUCCCGUAGGAUUGACCGCCACCUGCGCUCUGAAAGUCAGCGCCAACGAAGAGAGAUCAAGCUCCUUCUCCUGGGUACCAGCAACUCUGGGAAGAGUACUAUUGUAAAGCAGAUGAAAAUCAUUCACAGUGGUGGCUUUAAUUUGGAGGCUUGCAAGGAAUACAAACCUCUGAUUAUCUAUAAUGCAAUUGACUCCCUCACACGCAUCAUUCGGGCUCUAGCUACGCUUAAGAUAGAAUUUCACAACCCUGACAGAGCGUACGAUGCUGUGCAGCUCUUUGCCCUGACAGGUCCAGCCGAGAGCAAAGGCGAGAUCACUCCUGAGCUUCUGGGAGUCAUGAAACGGCUCUGGGCAGACCCUGGUGUGCAGGAGUGUUUCUGCCGCUCCAACGAGUACCACCUGGAGGAUAAUGCUGCAUACUACUUAAAUGACCUAGAAAGGAUUGCAGCACUGGACUACAUCCCUACCGUGGAAGAUAUUCUGCGUUCUCGGGACAUGACCACAGGGAUUGUAGAAAAUAAGUUCACGUUCAAAGAGCUGACUUUCAAAAUGGUGGAUGUGGGUGGACAGAGAUCUGAACGUAAGAAAUGGAUCCACUGUUUCGAGGGGGUAACAGCAAUAAUUUUCUGUGUGGAGCUGAGUGGAUACGACUUGAAGCUGUAUGAAGAUAACCAAACAAGUCGAAUGGCAGAAAGUUUGCGUCUCUUUGAUUCCAUCUGCAACAACAACUGGUUUAUCAACACUUCCCUCAUCCUUUUUUUGAAUAAGAAAGAUCUGCUGGCAGAAAAAAUCCGACGCAUUCCCUUAACAGUCUGCUUUCCUGAAUACAAAGGCCAAAACACUUAUGAGGAGGCAGCAGUCUACAUCCAGCGCCAGUUUGAGGACUUAAAUCGCAACAAGGAGACCAAGGAGAUCUACUCACACUUCACCUGCGCCACUGAUACCAGUAACAUCCAAUUUGUCUUUGAUGCAGUGACAGAUGUCAUCAUUCAGAACAAUCUCAAAUACAUUGGCCUCUGCUAAGAAUCCUUGGGCUUAAUCUGUUUUGCUGAAGUAAUUGAAAAAGAGGCUAACCAUUUCCACUUCUUGUGGAAAAAAUGGGGCAAUGCUUAGUAGCCCAAGGAGCGAAAAGGGGAAAUCUGAUGUAUGUACACAGUUCCUCUUAUGCCCCCUUAGCCUGUUACAUUAUUUUUCACAAAUACACGUUAUGGAGCGUGAAAGUCUCCUCUCAAAAAAAAAAAAAAUCACACACACAUAAAAAAUAAGAAUGCCCCCAAAUGAAAAAGAAACCACACAAAAAAUCCAAACAAAAUCAGCAAGAGAGAUUGAGGCCUAACUCUGUGGAGGUGUUUUCACCACAGUCGCUGCACUUUUAUUCCAUUUGUUUCAUGCUAUUUCCUACAGUGGGAGUGUUAUCAUGUUCUAUGUAAGAAAUAAUUCUUCAUCCAAUUGUCCUAAAAUUUUACUGACAUGAAGAUAUAAAGCUGGUGAGUGAUAGAUGAACUCAUUUGCAUGGUGUGAAGCAGAAUGAUUGUGUUGGGGUGAAUAACUAGUUCAAAUCAAAAGCUACAGAACAGGAGUGCUUGAGCAAAAUACUACUUAAUGUUUUAGAGAAUGGACAUGUACCCACAAUACUGGUACACAGAGCCAAACUAUAUACACAUACAUCAGGUAUGCACAUGCACAUGACUCACAGCAUAUACUGUGUACACACUUCUGCUUUACUCUUUCAUGGACAUCUUGCCUGUUAAAGGAAUUGUUGGUGCACAACUGUUCUGUGAUUUUCAAACUGACUAUCUUUCAGACUAUCUAAUCACUAUCUGUGAUUCCAAACUGACUAGCAGCCCUUUCUGCUGUUUAAGGCUUCAAAAUAUGCAGCAAAACUACAAAAAAAUGAAUCUAUGAAUAGGCCAAAUUAAGGUCAGUGUUUCUUCUACUGGUAAGGAGUUUUAUACAUCAAAACAGUCUUCUUUUACAUAUUUUUUUGCCAAAUCUUGUGGUGUUUCACAAAAAAAAAAAACAACAAAAAACAAAAAACAACACUCUAUAUUUAAGAAGUAGGUUAGUGUUCCUUUUUUAAUACAGAUUAAAAAUAAAUAAAUCACAAAGCAGUUUUUUAAAUUAUUGUUGUAGUGUCUGGACUGCUGAAUGUGAAAGUUGCCAAUGGACAAUUCUGUUCCACUGCUCCGAAUACAUUCUGGGAAUUGUAAUAUUGUAACAGAUUUCUCAAGAAGCAGGAGCCAUGGCAAUGGUGUAGUGUAUAGCCUCCAAAGUCUUUUUUUUGUUGGGUUUUUAAUUAUUUAAAAGAAAAAAUGUGAUGUAUUAUUAGAAGGUUAAAGAUGAGCGAUAUGAACAAUAACUAAAUGUCUUGAUAUUUCAAUUUAAUAAUUUAAAUUAUUUACAGUUUAGUGAAGUCAAGGAAACUGAAGAGAUACAUUCCUCAGCUCCAGGUUUCAUCUCAUGAAGAAACACUACUGGAUGGAAUAACAUUCCGGCAAAGGUUUGAAUGCAUAAGAAACUCUGUGGGACUAUACUGGAAAAUCGCAAAUGGAUCAGUUGAUUCUUUCCCCUGCCAUAGAAAAGACUUCUCAAAGACUUCAGUGUAAAGUUGGUGUGUAAAUAUAUGUUUGAUAAUUGUAAAGCACAUACGUACACAGAGACACAGACACACAUGCACACUGGAAAAUAUCCUUCUACUUUUGUUCCCCCAUGUACUAUGAUUAGUGCAAGAAAUCUCAGCCAAGGGCUCUCAGAAAUUUAAAACAAAAAGGUUAAUAACAUCAACAUUUAAACUGUCCACUUAAAAAAUAAAUAAUUCAAAUGAUAAUGCAUUUGUCUAUAGUGUGUUCAUUACUAAGUAUUAUGAUAUAGCAGUUACUUAACUGAACGAUGUUAUGAUUCAUUUGUGACAGACUGUUGAGUUUUGUUAAUUUGUUCCAGAAUGUUUUGUUCAAUUUAUUCACUAACAUUCCGGAAAUGUUGAUCUUAAGCAAUUACAUUUGACCAACUUGGCAAGUUUCAAGGGAUGUCUUCCCAUGUAAUGUCUUUAAAAAUUAUGACUGCCUGUUGUUGUUAGAUGUUUUUGGGAGAUGGUUAGUAGCAAUUUUAGGAGAGAAGCCAUAGAUCAAGGUUAAGAUGAAGCAACGGGGAAGAAAAUUGUGAGAACUUCCAUAGUGUUUCCAUUCUAAAUUUCUUUCCAUAGUGUAAUACACUUUUAUUAGCUAAUUGUGAACAUUGUGGAAAAGGUUUACAAUGAGUCUGGACUUCUAUUUCCCAUUAAUGGACUGUGAGAUGGUAUGCCUCUUUCACCUCUAGCUUUCGUAGCACAGUGGCAAUUUCAGACUGGU
This is a messenger RNA of Numida meleagris (helmeted guineafowl), 4707 nucleotides long. It is a transcript of the gene GNAZ, whose product is annotated as G protein subunit alpha z. NCBI's taxonomy places the organism in Eukaryota, Metazoa, Chordata, Aves, Galliformes, Numididae. The transcript is spliced from 4 exons. Bases 1316 to 2383 code for a protein of 355 amino acids. The record is from RefSeq and is a predicted model, not a curated record. Gene Ontology annotation, biological process: adenylate cyclase-modulating G protein-coupled receptor signaling pathway. Gene Ontology annotation, molecular function: GTP binding; GTPase activity; G-protein beta/gamma-subunit complex binding. Gene Ontology annotation, cellular component: heterotrimeric G-protein complex.